UAUAAUUCCAUCAUUUGUACUCGAGCAAUAACUUCAACAGAAACAAGAUCGUAUUUCCCUAAAAGAACUAGAAAUCUACCAUAAGGUUAUUCAUACUGACUUCUUUUAACCGACAGUUAAAGGCGGAAUGAUUUAGUCGGCGCACGGAAGAACGGAAUAGGCCACAUUUCCGCUCCGAUUAUAGUUUGUUGUCUGCGCAUGGUAUAGUUCAUCUGUAGUGGAAUAAUAUGAAGAGAAGUAAAUGAUGAGUUAUUUCCUUCAUCAGUAAAGAAGAUUCAAGACUGCAUCAAGCUUGUUUCCACAUCUUCUCAUAGUUCUGUCAACCUGGCAAUGGCUCACAUCACAAUAAACCAGUAUUUACAACAGGUAUCAGAGUGCAUUGAAAAUCGUGACGGCCCUUUUUGUGCCGAACUUCUCUCAUUUAGACAUCCACAUGUUGCAAAUCCAAGGCUACAGCUUCAAAAUCCAGAAGAAAAGUGCCAACAGAUUCUUGAACCGCCAUAUGAUGAAAUGGUGGCAGCGCAUUUAAGGUGCACUUAUGAGGUUGCAAACCAUAACUUCAUUGAAGCUUACAGAUAUCAAACUCUUGUGGUUCAAUCUUUUCUCAAAGCAAUUCAAGCUCACAAGGAAGAUAACUGGGCCCUUCCUGUUAUGUAUGCAGUGGCACUUGAUCUUCGAAUAUUUGCUAAUAAUGCUGAUCAGCAGCUGUCAAAGAAAGGCAAAGGCAAAACAGGUGACAUGUUGGAAAAAGCAGCUGAGCUUCUGAUGAGUUGCUUCAGGGUCUGUGCCAGUGACACCCGUGCUGGAAUAGAUGAUUCAAAGAAAUGGGGUAUGUUGUUCCUUAUCAACCAGCUCUUCAAAAUCUACUUUAAGAUUAACAAGCUUCAUCUUUGCAAACCACUGAUCCGAGCAAUUGAUAGCUCUAAUCUGAAGGAUAUGUACAGCAUGGCACAGCGUGUUACCUACAAGUAUUAUGUUGGCAGGAAAGCCAUGUUUGACAGUGAUUUUAAACAAGCUGAAGAAGUUUUGUCAUUUGCUUUUGAGCACUGCCACAGAUCCAGCCAGAAGAAUAAAAGGAUGAUUCUGAUUUACCUGCUUCCUGUAAAAAUGUUACUGGGCCACAUGCCAAAAAUCCAGCUUUUAAGGAAAUAUGAUCUCAUGCAAUUUUCAGAAGUCACAAAGGCAGUAAGUGAAGGUAACUUGCUGCUGUUGAAUGAGGCCUUAGCAAAACAUGAAACUUUCUUCAUCCGCUGUGGCAUCUUCCUUAUCCUUGAGAAGCUGAAAAUCAUCACUUACCGUAAUCUGUUCAAGAAAGUGUACUUGCUGCUCAAAACACACCAGCUACCUCUUGAUGCCUUCCUGGUUGCAUUAAAAUUCAUGCAAGUAGAUGAUGUGGAUAUUGAUGAAAUCCAGUGUAUUUUAGCAAACCUCAUCUACAUGGGUCAUAUUAAAGGAUACAUUUCUCAUCAACAUCAGAAGCUUGUGGUCAGCAAACAGAAUCCAUUCCCUCCACUUUCCACAGUAUGUUAGUGCCUCAGAGCAUGGAUUUCCUGGAGAGAAGCUGGCAUUCUGUCUGAUUUUCUAAAAUGCACAGGAUUAAAAUUUGAGGACAACCAGGCUUGUAAAUUAGUGCUGCAUCAUUAGCAAUUUGGAGCAGAACUCAGAAAUGUUUGAAAAUCAAAAUGUUAAUAAAAAAUGUUUAAAAAAUUCACUUUCAAAGUAUACCAAGAAGAAAGGAUUUUGUCUUUUGUAUCAUUCCACAGACCUCAGCAUUCCCUUAUCAUCUUAUUGUAGUGGAGCUGCAAUUCAGAACCAUUAAUGUUUGAAAAUUAAUCAAAACACCAUCUCUUCUUUCCAGCUUCCCAUUUCCACAGAAUAAGCAGAAUGUUGGGAAGCUCGGUGACUGGCUUUAAAAGGACAUAUAACCUACAGUUUAGUUGUUUACAAGCCAGAGUUUUAAUGACCUGGUAACACUGACUAUUGUUACAUGUUGGAGAGCUUGUAUUUAGCUAUAUUACAGCAGAUGAGCAGUGUACUCUAAUAUUCUAAGUUUAAAACAUGAGUGAAAUGUUUUUCAUUGAUGCAUUGACUUUUCUAUUUGUUUAAAAUAAACAUUUUAAGUUUUAAAA
Protopterus annectens (West African lungfish) is the source of this 2129-nucleotide messenger RNA. RefSeq names its product PCI domain containing 2 (gene PCID2). The record is from RefSeq and is a predicted model, not a curated record. Gene Ontology annotation, biological process: poly(A)+ mRNA export from nucleus; post-transcriptional tethering of RNA polymerase II gene DNA at nuclear periphery; transcription elongation by RNA polymerase II. The transcript has 15 exons. Gene Ontology annotation, cellular component: transcription export complex 2. Gene Ontology annotation, molecular function: RNA binding; double-stranded DNA binding. The coding region runs from base 331 to 1530 and encodes 399 amino acids. NCBI's taxonomy places the organism in Eukaryota, Metazoa, Chordata, Ceratodontiformes, Protopteridae.